GAACAGUUUUGAUUCAUUCUUGUGUAGUUUUACAUACUCAAGUAUUUAUAGUGAAGUGUAUAGUUAGAAUCUAAAGAUUAUUAGAUCCAUUGAAAGUAAAAAAAAAAAACAGAGUUUUGAUAAAUUCAUCAUUCAUGAAUAAGCUAUGAAGUGGAAUCCAGAGAGGAACAAGUCUUGACUAGAUCACAUCCACAUUCUCUCACUCUUAUCUCUUGACCCGUGAACUCCACUCUCCGAACUCUCUCAUGUUUCGUUUGACACACGCGCCUCAAUCAGUAGAGCCACCACACUCCUAGACAUCAAGUUUUUUUAAUUUUGAAUUUUGAAAUAAAAAUCAAAUCGUGUUAUCCACAGUAAAUGCUUUCAACUCUUAGGUGAACAAGGGAUCUGAUUGAUAGUUUUUUGUUUUUUUCUGCUUCCCUCUCUCUCACCUCACCAGUAAAGCAACAAAAAAAAAGCAACAUCACAUACACACAAGAACCAGACAGAGAGUUUAGAGAGAAAAAGAAAAAGAAAAAAAAAAACCUUUCUUCUCACCAUUGUUGAUGGAGGAGAAAUCUCAUGAAUCAAAGAGAAAAAAGCAUAUGAAAAACUGAGCCGUCUCCCUCCUCUUAUGGAUCUACUUUGUGUGUGUUAGAUAAGCUUUGAGAGAGAUUUUCUAGUUUGCAUGUUACCUUACCCUCCAAGUCUUUAUCUUUUAAAGCCUUAUAAGCCCUUUAGAUUCUGAUUUGUUCUUAUCCAUUUAUCAGAUCUUUUUAUAAAGUCCCCCAGUGAGUUUUUGCAUCCUCUUGUUAAAAAAAAAUAAAAAAAAAGGUCAGAAGAAGCUAUGGAUCGAAGAGAAGCUAUGUCGGGUUCUUACUACAUCCAGAGAGGCAUGCCUGGUUCUGCUCCUCCUCCUCCUCCUCCUCCUCCUCAGACACAACAGCCGUUUCACGGAUCACAAGGGUUUCACCAUUUCUCCAACCCCAACUCUCCUUUCGUCUCGAACCCAAACCUGAACCAAGUAGGCGGCGGCGGCUCCGCUGCAUUCGUGUCUCAUCCUUUACCGAUCGAGUCUUCUCCGGCUGACUCUUCAGCGCCUGUUGCGGCUGCUCCUCCUCCGUUGUCUGGUGAGAAGAGGAAGAGAGGACGGCCUAGGAAAUACGGACAAGAAGGUCCUGUUUCCUUGGCAUUGUCUCCCUCCAUGUCCCCAAACUCUAACAAACGUGGCCGUGGUAGACCUCCUGGCUCCGGCAAGAAGCAAAGGCUUGGUUCCAGUGGUGAAUUGAUGCCUUCAUCGUCUGGGCUGAGCUUCACUCCGCAUGUAAUCGCAGUUUCAGUUGGUGAAGACAUUGCAUCAAAGGUACUGUCUUUUUCGCAGCAAGGUCCAAGAGCGACUUGUGUCUUAUCUGUUAGUGGUGCAGCCUCUACUGCAACUAUUCUACAGCCAUCACCAUCUAAUGGAGCUAUUAAAUACGAGGGUCGUUUCGAGCUCUUGUCUCUCUCGAUCUCUUAUCUGAACGCAACUGACAAUGACUACUCAAACCGCACUGGAAACCUAUCCGUCUCACUCGCUAGCCCUGAUGGUCGUGUCUUUGGUGGUGGAAUUGGUGGGCCUUUAAUAGCUGCAAGCCCUGUUCAGGUUAUCGUUGGGAGCUUCCUUUGGGCGGUUCCAAAAGGGAAGGUUAAGAAACGAGAUGAAGCUUCUGAAGAUGUCCAAGACACGGACGGUUUGGAGAAGAACGACCACAACACUGCACCAACUUCACCUCCUCAACAAAGCCAGAACCUUGAUCAGACUCCUGUAGGCAUGUGGUCAACCGGUUCAAGAUCAAUGGAUAUGCAUCACGCCCACAUGGACAUUGAUCUAAUGCGUGGUUGAUUCAUAUGUGUAGUAGAUAAGCAUUGAAUCUAGGAGAAGAAGAAAAGCUAACCUCUCUCAGAAAAAUGUCUUUUGGUUAUGUUUAGGACAAGAAAAAGACUUGUAGUGAUUUUCAGAACUCUUGUGUGUUCUUUAGCUUUUGGUUUAUUGAUUGAAUUGCAAUUUCAUAUAAUGUUAUUACAUUCUACAACA
Molecule: messenger RNA, 2053 nt
Organism: Brassica napus (rape)
Lineage: Eukaryota; Viridiplantae; Streptophyta; Magnoliopsida; Brassicales; Brassicaceae
Product: AT-hook motif nuclear-localized protein 11
Exons: 5
Coding region: 827-1861 (344 amino acids)
Molecular function (GO): minor groove of adenine-thymine-rich DNA binding
Source: RefSeq, a predicted model, not a curated record